Gryllus bimaculatus (two-spotted cricket) is the source of this 1109-nucleotide messenger RNA. NCBI's taxonomy places the organism in Eukaryota, Metazoa, Arthropoda, Insecta, Orthoptera, Gryllidae. The record is from the annotation of a GenBank genome assembly.
AUGGUUUUUGACGUGGUGAUGGUGAUGGUGAUGGUGAUAGGGGCUGCGCUGGGGACGGUGGCGGCGACGCACCUGAGCAUAGUUAUUCACGUGGUGGUGGUGGUGGUGGUGGUGGCGGUGGUGAUAUGGGCGGCGCUUGGGACGGUGGCGGCGAAGCAUCUGAGCAUGGUUCUUGACGUGGUAGUCGUGGUGAUGGUAAUGUUGAUGAUGGUGAUGGUGGUGGUGGCGGUGGUGACAGGGGCUGCGCUGGGGACGGUGGCGGCGACGCACCUGAGCGCGUGGGCGGCCGCCGCGCUCUCGUGGCGCUGGAGCUUCCUGCUGGCGGCCGUGGCGUGCGUGCCCUGGAAGGAGCAAAGUUCCCGUGGCGGCCCGCCAUGUCGUCCUUGCGAUUUUGGGCCAUCCUCAUUGCGCAUUUCUGCCACAACUGCGGGUGAUUCGCUCGUGCCUAGCGCGUGCCUCUUGGGCAUCGCCUUCCUGGGUUGCGACACGCGGGCGAGCCUGUGCCUGGCGACCGUCGCUGUCACGUUCAUCGGCGCUUUGUCCUUCGGCGUCGUCGCCAACCCCAUGCACCUGGCCCCCAACUUCGGAGGACCGCUGAUUUCGAUUGUCAACUUUGUUGCUGCAAUCCCCGGCACAUUUCUCCCAUUUGUUGUGGGAAUUAUCAUAGAAGAUUCGGCUAAAUUGCUCAAUUGGAUUCCGCUUUUAUACGCUCUCUUUGGCCUGUACGUUUUAAUGUUCCUCGCGUUCGGCUUGGGAGGAACGUGUGAAGAACAGUGGUGGAAUAACCCUAAAGAUGACAAGACUUCAUAAGAAUGAAGAAAGAUAUUCCAUAACGGAAGAAAGACAGCUCAAGAGCAUUAAGAAAGAAAAGAGCUCGAACUAGGAAGAGUUAUGUUCAUUGGAACAAGUUUAGAAGAAGCAGAGAUCGAACAGUACAAAAUGACCAACGAAGAGUGUUAACUGUGGAUAAAUAUAAGGAAGAAAAAUGAAUAAAGCGAGAGCAAUAUAAUAUCGUAAAGGAAACUCAGGCAAAAAAGCUGAAAUAAAUUCAAUUAUUCAGAGAAACUGCAUGGUUAUGUAUUGUAUUCUAUACGUUUAUUGUGUUAUCU